Messenger RNA from Rangifer tarandus platyrhynchus (Svalbard reindeer), 489 nucleotides. Lineage: Eukaryota; Metazoa; Chordata; Mammalia; Artiodactyla; Cervidae. The record is from the annotation of a GenBank genome assembly.
AUGCAAGGAUCGCUGCUUCCGGGUGGACGGCCCGGUCUCAGCCACCCAGGAAAUAGAAGCGAGACUGCCUGCGUGCGGACCAUGGCGCAUACGCCCACCCCUCGGGACUCCGCAGCUCUGGUGGGGUUGGUGUCUCGCUCGCUGACCCGGCCACCCUGGGGACAGCUGCUUUCCCCAGCCAGCCUUGAGCUCUGGCCCCGGUCAGCCCUCCAGGCUGUUCUGACUCUCUCUGAAGAGGAUUUUUUCCAAACCCCAAAGCGCGGCAGUUUUAUGGGCCAGCUGCACUGCGUUCCCCUUUCAGAGGCAAUCGAGGCUGUUAAAUCACCGGAAAAGCCCGUCCAAGUUGCUCUGCGGGGACUCAGUCCAGCAACCGGCUGCUUUCCUCACUCUCCUCCAGCACGGGGUCUCAGAGGAGCCGUUAGAAACCCAGCAAAGGAGACCUGGGUCACCCCGGCUGCCUUCCAGGGCCUGAUACUCGCGCGCCUCUGA